UCUCCAAUUUUUUUUUUUGUUUUACACGACGCGUUCGAAAACUAUUGAAAAAAUCACUUAUCCGUAAACAGCUCAAAAUAAGUCAAAAUAUUUUGAAAAUGUUAUGGUGUGUAGAAAAUGCUUAUGUAAACUAAACAUUCAGUCAAAAUUUCAUGCAUCUGCAGUAAUUUGUUUUUUGAAUUACAACAAAAUAAGAAAAUCGCUAUACAUGAGAACUUCAAAUGAUCAUAAAAAUUAAUUUUGACUUAAAAUAUGACUGAUAGAAUACCCGUACGAAAAACGCAACGUUCAGUUAUAAUUAUAUAAUAAAAUUAUUAUAUUGAUAUGAUAUUCAAUUAAAUUUCAUUACAUUUUUUAGAAUAUAAUACAAUAAUAUAGAUAGCCGUUUAAAAUAGACGUGUGAGCCGCCGGAAUUAAUUUUACCUUCCUCAAAAUAAAAUAUUUAGUUUAUACGUGUUUUAAUAAUUUUUGAAAUUUAAUUUUCAUAUAGUUGUUCAUACUUUAUUAUUCAAAAUGAAUAAAGCCAAAAGGAGAGACUGGGACACCAAAACAUCUUUGCAACUAAUUGAUGAGUUUAGACUACAAGAAGUACUUUGGAAUCCAACAAAUCAGUAUUAUUUUUCUAAAAAUAAAAAACAUGAUGCGUGGUGUCAUCUAGCAAACAAUUUGAUACUGAUAUAGAAGAAGUGAAAUUAAAAAUUCAAAGCAUUCAGGGGUCGUAUCGUCGGGAAAAAGCCAAAGUGAAAAAAAGCCUUGGAACUGGAAAAGGUAAUAUACUGCAUUUACAUAAUAUCGAUGACUUAGUGCACACUUGUUAUAAGUCACAUAAUUGAAAUUAACUUAAGAAUAUAUGUGGUUUCUUUUUAAUGUAUAAGUUGAAUUCAUGUAAUAUUCAUUCACUUACCUGAUGUAAUAGCAUUUUUUAAAAAAAUGUAUGGACUUAUAACAAUUACCUUUUGUAAACAUAUUAUAAUAGUUUAUAACGAUAUAUAAAUUGAAAUAUUAAACAGUUUAAUUUAAUUAUUUUUUAUUUAUAGGAGCUAAUGAAAUAUUCCGUUCAAGUUGGUAUGGUUAUGAUGCAAUGAGUUUUUUAAAGGAGAGAGAUGAUCCAAGGCCGACAAUUAAUUCAGAAAAUCUACAAAAUUUAGUUGAAGAAGCUUCUUCUGACUAUAGCUACAGAUAUUAUAAUGAUAACCUUUCGUUGGACAUUUCGGAAAUACAAGGGCCAUCAACACAGCAAUUGUCGCCAGCGCAAAAUGAAAUAGUGCCACCACCCAGCAGGAAAGAUAGUGUUGAUGAAAUUAUUAGUCCUGGGAAUCCAAAUCAACCACAAAAAAAGAAUAAGAAAAACACAACCAAUACAAUUGAUCUUAAAAUUGAUGAAGCGUUCAACAUUCUGAAGAGGUCUGCGUCAAGCUUUGAGUCAAAUUCAUCCGAUGAAUGUACAACAUAUGGUGCCCAUGUAGCAAACAAAAUAAGAUCUUAUCCGCCACAGACUCGAGCGAUCGUCCAACACUAUAUUAAUAACAUACUUUUUGACGCGGACAUGGGAAGAUAUGAUUACUAUUCUGCAAACCCACAUAUUCUUUUUCAAAAUCCAGUACCACAAACAAAUCUAAGUUCCUAUUACUCGAAUGCUCAUAUAGACCCUUCAAAACACUCUUCAUCAAAUUCGGUUGAUACACCAAGGGAGUUUUUAUCUGAGUCUACGUCAUCUGUAUUAGAUCUAGGUGAUAAUCUGACAUAGAAUUAAAUAAAAAAAUAAAUUGCUGGGUACUUGUAAAUAUCGAGAAAAACAAUUGUGUAAAAAUAAGAAAUUUUAUAAUAAUAUAUUGCUUGGUAAUUUUUUGCAUGACACCGACAAUAUUUAAGUGUGGUAAUUUUCUGAUUUAUAAAUGUAUAUUCAGAGAUUUGUCUGUAUGAAAGAAUUAUUUUUUUUAUAGAUAUUUAAUAUUUUUAUUAUUAUGAGUUUAUGACUGUUAAAUUGUUAACCCAAAGGAUAUUUCAAAAGUUGUUUUUGUUAUUUUUUUUAUAAUAGGCAUGUUUUUAAAAAGUAAUCGUUUUUUGUUAAUAAAUAUUGUUUGUUUCUCAGUUUUUAAAGAAUGUUGAUUAGUUGAAUAAAUUAAUGAUAAAAUUGACU
Messenger RNA from Acyrthosiphon pisum (pea aphid), 2140 nucleotides. RefSeq lists its product as uncharacterized. Lineage: Eukaryota; Metazoa; Arthropoda; Insecta; Hemiptera; Aphididae. The record is from RefSeq and is a predicted model, not a curated record. The transcript has 2 exons. The coding region runs from base 1082 to 1747 and encodes 221 amino acids.